AUGGUUAGUUCCAUACAGCACGGCAUAAAGAGGUUCCACCUUUCAGAGGAGGCGAGACGGCAAAAGCUGGCCAAAGAGGAGCAUACCAUUAAGAACUACAGAGCACUGACAGAGAAUGUGUUGACGCUCAAAGCCCAGGGCGUGUUCAACGAUAGUGCCUUUAAGAAGACCACCGACAUCUUGGAUGUGAAUCCUGAGUUCUACACGGUUUGGAACUAUAGACGUGAUAUCAUUGUGAAUCAUUAUAUGCAAUCCUUGGGCGAGGAGGGUCUUGUUGAUUUGUUUGAUAAGGAGCUGCUGUAUAACAUGGCAAAGUUCCGUGAGUUUCCCAAAGUGUAUUGGAUAUGGAACCAUCGAACGUGGCUGCUGGAGAACCAUCCGAGGGUAAACUGGGAAAAUGAGUUGUUGCUUGUUGAGAAGAUCCAUAAGCUGGAUCCUCGAAACUUCCACGGAUGGACGUAUAGACGAUACAUCAUAAGCCACAUGGAAAAGGAUAAGGACCUGACAUUACAAGAGUUUGAGUACACUACAAAGAUGAUCAAUGCGAAUUUCUCCAACUUCUCUGCCUUGCACAAUAGAACGAAGCUGAUUCCAAAGCUCUUUGAGAGAGGGCUGCUGAUCAACACGACACACGCACAGUUCCUAACCAAAGAGUUGGAAUACCUGCACAACGCCAUGUAUACGGAUCCCGAUGACCAAAGUGUGUUCAUCUAUCUGCGUUGGCUAUUGACAUCUGAUAUAUUUGUACAAAACAUUCCAGAGGAACAGUACAUCGAAUUCUUACAGCAAGAGUUGGAAACGGUCAAGGAGUUGAACCAGUUGGAGAAGGACGACGGCAAGGAAAACAGUUGGUGCCUACAAACUGUAGUUACGAUAAAUCAGUUGAUCCAAGGCCAAACAGGCGAGGAUAAGAGUGAAGAGAUUACACAGUGCUUGAAGUUGUUAGUCGAUGUUGAUCCUUUGAGAAGGAAUAGGUAUAUAGAUUUGAUGAAACGUUAA
Molecule: messenger RNA, 999 nt
Organism: Williopsis jadinii
Lineage: Eukaryota; Fungi; Ascomycota; Saccharomycetes; Phaffomycetales; Wickerhamomycetaceae
Gene: BET4
Product: Rab geranylgeranyltransferase BET4
Exons: 2
Coding region: 1-999 (332 amino acids)
Biological process (GO): protein geranylgeranylation
Cellular component (GO): Rab-protein geranylgeranyltransferase complex; cytoplasm
Molecular function (GO): Rab geranylgeranyltransferase activity
Source: RefSeq, a predicted model, not a curated record